Messenger RNA from Serpula lacrymans var. lacrymans S7.9, 1462 nucleotides. RefSeq lists its product as uncharacterized. NCBI's taxonomy places the organism in Eukaryota, Fungi, Basidiomycota, Agaricomycetes, Boletales, Serpulaceae. The record is from RefSeq and is a predicted model, not a curated record. Bases 125 to 1279 code for a protein of 384 amino acids. Gene Ontology annotation, biological process: mitochondrial L-ornithine transmembrane transport. The transcript has 4 exons. Gene Ontology annotation, molecular function: L-ornithine transmembrane transporter activity.
GCGGACUGCAGAACCGUGACGUAGACAACAUUGUAGAGCGCGAUGUUUUGAACUUUUACUUUGUUUAGCGCGUUGUGUAGCUUUCUUUUCCUCAUUUUCUGGCUUUCUUAGUUUGCUUUGUACCAUGGACACUCGUCAUGGUAGCUUUCCAGAUGGUCACACUGGAGACUCAUUUCCGCAAAAUCGGAGGCCAGCAGAUUCUCCAACGACGCGUGCAUUGAAGGACAUAGCUUUUGGAAGCAUUGCAGGCAUGGUCGCAGAAGUCUUUGAAUACCCUUUUGAUCUAGCGAAAGUUCGAUUACAAUCACAAAUAUUGGAUAAUAGCGCACGGUUCGGUGGCCCUUUAGACUGUCUGUUGAAAACAUGGUCUGAGGAAGGAAUACGGGGAUUGUAUCGCGGUCUUCCAGUUCCUAUCUUUGGCUCAAUGGCAGAAACAGCGGCACUUUUCGUUGCUUACAGCCAAAUCCAGAGUCUGAUACGAUGGUCAAAUAAUGCCCCCCAAUCAAGCGAGCUGAAUAUAUCCCAACUGGGGCUGGCGGCAGGCGGCGCCGGUUUUCUUACUAGCUUUAUCCUAACGCCCAUAGAGUUAGUGAAAUGUAAAAUGCAAGUGCAGAUGCUUGCAGCACCGAUGCGAAUACCCAGUUUCCACACUAGCCCGCCAUCCUUCACCCUUACAACAAAUCCCAUAUUGGAGUCCCAUGCAGAACAGCAUGCAGUUAAACCUACACCUAGAAAUUUCCCUGGCCCUUUGGCUAUAGUUUCCAAGAUUAUCCGCACCGCUGGGCCUAAAGGUCUCUGGGUGGGCCAUGUUGGGACAAUGAUUCGGGAAACAGGGGGUACAGCGGCAUGGUUCGCCUCAAAGGAAUUUAUUGCUUCUCUUCUACUCGCACGACGUACAUACACCGCUCCGCCGGACCGGCCUCUACAGUUUGACAUGGUCGGGGCAACGAAAGGUUCGGCCACUUCACUAGCACCAUGGGAAUCUGCUUUGUCUGGAGCACUGGCUGGGGGUAUAUGUGUUUUGGCGCUCUAUCCUGCAGAUACGGUGAAAAGCGCCAUGCAGACUGUGGAGGAACUCCAACCGCCGGAUACGUUCACCCCCACCGGUCAGCUUCGCAGGCCCCAUGACUCCUUCAUGCGCACUGCACUCAAAAUGUAUAAAGCGCAAGGAUGGAGAGGGCUGUAUGCUGGUUGUGGUAUGACAGUUGCGAGAGCGAUUCCUUGUAGUGGAAUCGUUUUUGUUGUAUACGAUGGUUUGAACCAGAGGUUUGGCUUGUGAAGACAGGUUGAUGGGUGAUCUUUUCAUCGUUCUAUUUGUACAUUCUUAUCUUCCCCAUAUUCAAGGAAACUUAUCACGUAUGUAGACGCACAUCUGUACACAUCAUAAUUACUAGUACAAGUAGACUUUCAUUAUUUAGAGAACCCCACUCAUGAUCAAUAUAACGGUACUUAUUUUGCAUUG